UAUUCGUAUCGUGAACAACAAGCCCAACAACUUAUAAAUAACGUAGCCUCACAAUAAUAUUCUAAAUCAUCACCACUCCAUUCGGCUCUUUGAUAAAAUCGAUCAUGGGCAUACUAAAGCAAGGCAGCCACAAAGCACCAUCACCUCUGCUACUUUUACACAUAAUAAUCUUCAUACAGGUAGCUCCUCUGAUCGUAAAAGCUCAGUCUCUGAUACCGCCCAAGUACGAUGGGUUCGUCUACAAGAACAGAGCCGCGACCACGGAUUCGAUCAUAAUCGAAGCGUUUUUCGAUCCGGUUUGCCCCGACAGCAGGGACGCAUGGCCACCUCUUAAACAAGCCAUUCAUCACUACCCCUCGGGUUCUAUUUCGCUCAUCGUUCACACCUUUCCUUUACCGUACCAUGACAACGCAUUCGUGACUUCCCGUGCUCUGCACAUUGUAAAUAGCAUUAACAGCUCUGCUACCUACAAUUUGUUGGAAAUCUUCUUUAACGACCAGGAGAGGUUUUACAAUCCACAAACACUCAACAAUUCAAGGGCAUCAGUUGUUAACCAGGUCACUCAAGUCGCGACCAAGGCAGUAGGAAAAUCAAACCUUUCUGCCAUCCGAUCCGGCUUCCUUGAUAGCAAAACUGAUCAUGCAACAAGGAGUUCUUUCAAGUACGGUUGUUCAAGAGGGGUUUACGGGACACCAUUUUUCUUCGUUAACGGAUUUGCAUUAGCGGACGGUGGCUCGCCUAUUACUUACAAAAAAUGGAGAAGCAUUAUUGAUCCACUGGUGGGGAAAGGCAAAGCAUAAAGGAAGCUGCCAUUCAAGUACUUGAGCUUAAAGCAUAAAUAAAAAGUAAAAGCUAUGUGUUUUUAUCUAUCUGGGUACCUAUCAAUUGGGUCUCCAGAAGCAUUACUUGCUGUAUUGUUGUAAUUCUUUAAAAUGAUGUGAUGCAUCCAAAAACCUGAUUGAAAUAGAUGUUAAUUUGUGUUGGACCA
Molecule: messenger RNA, 988 nt
Organism: Daucus carota subsp. sativus
Lineage: Eukaryota; Viridiplantae; Streptophyta; Magnoliopsida; Apiales; Apiaceae
Exons: 4
Coding region: 105-800 (231 amino acids)
Source: RefSeq, a predicted model, not a curated record